GAAGUGAGCCACCAUGUGCCUAGUAGUCUCCUCUUUUUUUAUAACUGCUUAUAGCAAUAACCAAUCCAUAACUAAUAAAUAAAUUUUCUCAUAGCCAUGCCUCAGAGACUUGAAUGUGAAGUAAAAGGUCAGGCAUCUGAAUACAUGAGUUCAUUUUGUCAAAUUCCAUCCCUGUUUAGCAUCUAGUCCCCAAGUUCAUUGGACAUGGCUCCACGUUCACAACGGCGAAAGCACAAGAAAUCCCCACCUGUGACUCCCGUGGUUGUAAUCCCACCCACAGAAAUAUCUUCGGAACCUUCAACCCUCUUAAAAGCUGACCCUAGCAUUGAUGCACUUGGCUUCAUUUCCUUGGAUAAUAAUGUACCAGGUCUGUCCCAGUUGAUACUUCAAAAGCUGAACAUGAAAAGCUAUGAAGAAUACAAGUUGGUAAUAGAUGGGGGAACCCCAGUAUCAAGCUUUGGAUUUCAGUGUCCACAAGAAAUGUUCCAGAGGAUGGAGGACACAUUUCGAUUCUGUGCUUACUGUAAAGCACUCCCUUGCAGACUUCCAGAUCACAAGGUUCUCCGACAGUGUAAGAGGUGCAGAAAUGUCUAUUACUGUGAUACAGAGUGCCAGAGGUCAGAUUGGCCAGCACAUAGGAAGGUUUGUCAAGUGCUCCGUCUUGUGGCUGUGGAUCGUGUCAUGGAAUGGCUUCUGGUUACAGGUGAUUUUGUCCUACCCUCAGGACCGUGGCCAUGUCCAGCAGAAGUUAUACACGAUUGGGAUGCCUGGUUUACUAUGAGGGGUUUACAGCUAGAGUCUACACUGAAUACUGUUCUAAGUAGCAAUGCUAUGACCACGCUUUGGGCCAAUCUAGGAAGGCCACAGCCAGAACCUGAUGUUCUGUACAGCUCUUUGAAGCGGUUGAUAACAGAUGUUCUGUCACGCCCCUUGACCCUGGGCCUAGGGCUUCGGACUCUGGCCAUAGAUGUUGGGAAGACUGGAGGAAGCACUUUGCAUAUAGUUGGUGCUUCCCACGUGGAGACAUUUCUCAUUCGUUCUGGAGAUUAUGAUGAGCUUGGCUAUAUGUUUCCUGAACAUCUUGGCCUCCAUGUGAUCAUGGUGGGUGUGGAUGUGGGUGCUAACCUUUUACAGAGUUCCUCACCUUUACCCCUGGAGCCUGGAACAGUUCAGCUUAGUGGCCACAAGGCUCUAUAUCAUGACUUCUGGGAGGAGCAGAUAGAGACUGGGAAUCUAGCCCAUCCACAUUUGGUGGCUGCAUUCCAUCCAGGUUUUCAUGCCUCCCCAAUCUUGAUGGAAGCUUGGCUACCUACCCUGCUGCUACUUCGUGACCAUGAGAUUCCAACGUUGAUUACUGUUUACAGCCAACAGGAAUUGGAAGCCUCUUUGCAGAUUCUGGUGAACUUGGAUACACACAUCAUUGCUUGUGGAGCUAAUCCCUUCACAUCCCUCAAACCUGAACAGGUUUAUUCUAACCCUAAUAAACAGCCAGUUUACAGCAGUGCCUACUACAUCAUGUUUCUUGGAAGUUCCUCCUGCCAACUAGAGAAGCAAUUAGAAGAAAAAGCAGAUGACUUUUCAAUAAUUGAACCAAAUCCUAACCUGAAAAAUGGAAGCUUAUUCAAAUCAUCACAUUGAUGUCAAAUUGUUGCCAGCUUUGAAAUCUGCUGAAUGCUAAACCUUAUUCACAGCCCCAGUAAAGA
This is a messenger RNA of Chionomys nivalis (European snow vole), 1703 nucleotides long. It is a transcript of the gene Mss51, whose product is annotated as MSS51 mitochondrial translational activator. The coding region runs from base 205 to 1638 and encodes 477 amino acids. NCBI's taxonomy places the organism in Eukaryota, Metazoa, Chordata, Mammalia, Rodentia, Cricetidae. The record is from RefSeq and is a predicted model, not a curated record. The transcript has 6 exons.